Messenger RNA from Schizosaccharomyces cryophilus OY26, 1006 nucleotides. RefSeq names its product LYR family protein. Gene Ontology annotation, biological process: mitochondrial respiratory chain complex II assembly. The record is from RefSeq and is a predicted model, not a curated record. Lineage: Eukaryota; Fungi; Ascomycota; Schizosaccharomycetes; Schizosaccharomycetales; Schizosaccharomycetaceae. The coding region runs from base 448 to 687 and encodes 79 amino acids. The transcript is spliced from 2 exons. Gene Ontology annotation, cellular component: mitochondrion.
ACUGAAUCUGUUUCUUCAAUGGAAAUGAGUUUACUUCCAACACAGAAGGUCCGUUCAAAUUCUUAAGCAAACCCUUCCCAAGCCGACUCUUGCAUUUUCUUCUGUUCUUUUACUACAUAAGCUGUUUUCUUUUCUUCUUUUUUUGGUCAUUUCUGUACUCGCAGACUAAAAGUCAUCAUUGACUUUCAUACCAAAACUCUCCUCUUAUUCGAACUCCUACGGUAACAGCAAAGUUAGUUUUCGAAAGAAGAAUAAAAGAAUUGAACUCUUGGCCUUUUUUAAUUCUGGACGUUCCUCCUUAUCAUUUGCCUUAUUUACAGAAACUCAUCCGCUUUUAAUUGUUGAAGCAUACAGUUCACAAAUAUUUGAAUUGAAAGGUAAGAUUGAUCUUCUCUCUCCCCUUUUUUUAUUUCCUUUCUCUCCCGUCUUUCCUGCGUUUUUACCAUUAUGGCUCGCUCUGGUCUACAAAAGCAAGUUCUACACUUUUAUCGCCGAUGUCUUCAUGCUGCUAAACAGAAGGACCAGGCUUAUCAAGCGCAUUGGCUUGAAUUUGUGCAUACAGAAUUUCGUCGAAACCAACAAAUUCCAAGAAAUGAAUUCUUUUAUAUUGAGCAUUUACUAAGAGUUGGUCAACGCCGUUAUGAAACUUAUUCUCGGCCAGAAGUGAAGGACAUUAAUUUGACUUAAUGAAUAAUCCAUCCUGGUUUGCGUAUACCGGUCAUUCUACGAAAAUAUUAAAGAACAAAUGCCGUGAUGAAUGUCAAUUAGUUUUUGCUUAUUAAUGUUCAUUCCAUUCCCUCACAUUCUCCUAGUCCAUCUACUAUGCUCUACUUCAAGUUUUGCACAAAAAUCUUGCAUAUCCUAUCUUACCUUACUCACUGUUCUUUUUCACGAUCAAGUAUAAUUUUAUUUUUUUAGCCCAAAAAAUAACUGGGAAAUUAUAUCACAAAACAUUUCUCAAAAUUCAAACAUACGUAUUUGCAUGAUAAUUCAUUGAAAACACUCU